CAAGGCAACGGAAGCUUUAGAGAAAAUGGCUUCGUGCGAAGUUUCUCUUGAAAGAGUUUAGUGAGAUUCUCCAGGUUAACGUUACGUUCUGUUAGUUUCUGUUUAUCUCUACGUGCUCGUGCACAUCGGAAAUGAAACGUGUCGGGACCGCGCUGCUUCAAACUGAAGAGUUAAUGGAGGAUUUUCUUUAAUCAUGUUUUCAGACGAAGCUUCGGACUCAGUGACGGUUCAGUCUGUCUGGAGGAAACAACACGAGAGUCAGCGAGACACGAGAGGAAGUCAGACCUCAGCCGUGCGCAGCUGUGAGGCAGAGGUCCAGAGCGUGUCCAGGACCAGCAGCUCCACUCAGACAGAACCAGAGCCGCUCACCCAGCUGGACCCGGAGGCUGCAGACCCCCCCGGCCUCAGGGACUUCCUGCAGCGGGUCGAGGAGGAGGUGGUAGGAGAACUGGUCUCGAACGCCAGGAGUCACGCCUUCGAUGGGUUCCAGGUGAACUGGGACGACCACAGUCAGCUGGUUUCAUGUCUUCAUCUCCUCCAACAUCCCGUGGCCCAGGAGAGAGGUCUCCAUGUGACCUGUGUGUCCUGGAGCUGCACAGGCUCGGUGGUUGCUUGUGGAUUCGCCAGGGCAGAACGAGGAGAGCCGAACGCUGAACACUGGUUCUUCUCUGUGGGCAGGAUGGACGAUGAAGGCUGGAGCACUGAGAGCUCGUACGUGUGCACGUGGAAUCUGGAUCGUCGAGGUCUGAACCCCAAACAGGCGGAUCUGGUCAUCGAUGUUCCCACUGCGGUCACAGCUCUGUGCUGUCACCCGGACCAGCCCGCCCUCAUGGCAGGCGGUCUGUACAGUGGAGAGGUGGUCGUGUGGGACACCAGUCGGACUCAGGACCCUGUUCUGGCUCUAACUGGGAUGUCAGCAGAGAGUCACAGAGAGCCUGUUUAUCAGGUCUCCUGGGUGCCGCUGCAGAAGAGGGGGGAGUUUGGCGUCCUCAGUGCCAGCUCAGGAGGUCGAGUGCUGCUGUGGACGUUGGACUCGGACCAGGGACGGUUUGUCCUGGACGCCGUCUUCGCCUUCGUCCGUCAGCAGCUUCCUCAUGGAGUCAGCGUCAAGACUCGGGGGGGCAGCAGCACUGUGGGCGUCACCUCCCUGGCUCUCUCCCCCUGGGACCCGGACACCUUCCUGGUCGGCUCGGAGGGCGGCCUCCUGCUCAGGUGCUCCUUCUCCUCCACGACGCCGGCCGCCGUCGCCUCCGAGGGUCAGAGCGUGACCCCCAGGGCCCCGGCCGUCUUCUCCUUCCGGCCCUGCAGCGGCCCCGUCCACUCCAUACACUGCUCCCCCUUCCACAGGAACUUGUUUGUGAGCGCGGGGACGGACGGCCUGGCCCACGUCCACUCGCUGCUGCAGGUCAACCCCCUGCUCUCGCUCAGGGUCUCCGACUCAUACGUGUUCCAGGUGCAGUGGUCUCCCACCAGACCACUGGUGUUCGCCGCAGCCACAGGACAAGGGAAGGUGCAGAUCUUUGACCUGGGCCGCAGAUCUCUCCGAGCAGCAGCCACCAUCGAGCAGGGGGGGGCCGGACACGCUGCUACCAGUUUGUCCUUCAACGCUCACAACCCCCACCUGCUGGCCGUGGGCAGCACCGACGGGACGGUCGGCGUCUGGCAGCUGAGCGCCGCUCUGUCGGAGCAGCGCCCGAGGGAGAGCAGCCAGCUGGAGCAGAUAGCCAAUCAGGUGGCAGAAUGACAUGUUUCACCCGUGGAAGUGAAAUAAAGAGCAGCAGUCGAGGUU
Molecule: messenger RNA, 1789 nt
Organism: Platichthys flesus (European flounder)
Lineage: Eukaryota; Metazoa; Chordata; Actinopteri; Pleuronectiformes; Pleuronectidae
Gene: dync2i2
Product: dynein 2 intermediate chain 2
Exons: 9
Coding region: 194-1744 (516 amino acids)
Biological process (GO): intraciliary transport
Cellular component (GO): ciliary plasm; cytoplasmic dynein complex
Molecular function (GO): dynein light chain binding; dynein heavy chain binding
Source: RefSeq, a predicted model, not a curated record